GCGCAAACACGUCCCAAAGAGUGAUAUUUUCCAGGAACGACAGGGUUCAGGGGACUUAUUAUCAACGUCUUUAUCUCUCUAACUACGUAGCCUCCCAUCCCAGACUUUUCUUUUAAGUCUGGUCACUUGAGUCAAACUUGGCGACGAUGAUUAUUACGAUAUCAAGCCUAUUAGAUAGUGGCUUCGUCAUCGAGACAAUGGCCUAUACAUACAUAUAUGACGGGUUCAUUUCUCGACUUUCGAGUCUACCUACAUACGGUCUUUGGUGCUUUCUUUAUAAUUCGAGUUUUAAAGCAUGGAUGAAACCUCGUACCCCCGUACUAACAAGCUCUCAGGCGUCGUUACAUGCUACCUCGGCUCUCUACAUCAUCAUUCGAGUUAUUUUUCAACUUGUUCUCGUACUCAGACUUCACAGGACGAUAUUCUUGUGCCGGUGUCCGUCCCGUAGCUACGGGUUUUUAGUCCACGGGCUAAUGCCACGAUGCACUGUCUAAGACACUUGAAGCACACUCAUGUGGCAUAACCC
Messenger RNA from Daldinia decipiens, 526 nucleotides. RefSeq lists its product as uncharacterized. Bases 147 to 494 code for a protein of 115 amino acids. Lineage: Eukaryota; Fungi; Ascomycota; Sordariomycetes; Xylariales; Hypoxylaceae. The record is from RefSeq and is a predicted model, not a curated record. The transcript has a single exon.